CGGCUGUCACUUUGCUCAACCCCCUUUCUUUCUCUUCUCUCUGUUGCAUGCUGCGGAAACAUGGGGUUGAUCACCGGAGUUAUUGCUUUCUUUUACCACUUACCUCAAAUAUACAAAUGGCUCUUCAAGCCUUAUUACAUAUUGUCUAUAUUGAUGUCCGCCGCAUUCCUCAUACUUCGGAAGUGUCCGGGACUUUGCGAAAACCUCAACACAGAACGGGAGGACGGGAACCCAUGCGACUUUGACUGGAGAGAAGUUGAGAUUCUUAUGUUUCUCAGUGCGAUUGUCAUGAUGAAGAACAGAAGAGCCAUCACCAUAGAGCAGCAUGCAGGGAACCUGUUUAUGUUCAGUAAGGUGGCCAACGUCAUCCUCUUCUUCAGGCAGGACAUCAGACUGGGCAUCUUUUACUUCGCUCUGUGUAUUGCCUUCGUCAUGACCUGUAAACCGCCACUCUACAUGGGCCCAGAGUACAUCAAGUACUUCAGUGAAAAGACCAUAGACGAGGAGCUGAAUCAUGAUACUCGCGUGACGUGGAUUGUUGAGUUCUAUGCUAACUGGUCUCCUGAGUGCCAGUCCUUCGCCCCUGUCUUUGCCGACCUCUCCCUCAAGUAUAACUGUACUGGACUGCGGUUUGGGAAGAUAGACGUUGGUCGGUACGGAGAGGUGGCUCAGAGGUACAAGGUUAGCACCUCUCCUCUGGCCAAGCAGCUCCCCUCAUUGGUGCUUUUCCAGUCAGGGCGGGAGGUCAUGAGACGUCCAAUGGUGGACAAUAAGUGUCGAGCUGUGUCCUGGACUUUCAGCGAGGAGAACAUCAUCCGCGAGUUCAACCUGAACGAGCUCUUCGAGGCGUCUAAGAAGAUAAAGAAGGGUCGUGGCGAGAAAGGAGAGGACAACCCCUUACUACCAGAGGAGGGCAGCAAAGAGCCUCAACCUGAACCUGACACCCCAGCAGAGAGCAAGAAAGACCAGUAGUGACGAAGGGAGAACAAGGACUGGAUUGUUCUACCACACAGUCGUACACACAGUUCACUGCUGGUCAUAUAAUCUGCCUGUGUCUGUUAUAUCACUGUUGUAUUAUCAGACCACCAGUAUUCAAGUUAAUUCAAGAGUUUGGCCUUGUGAAAAAGCAGCUGCAAGCGAACAAAAAGGGACAGAAUGAGGCAUCUAAAUGUAAACAUCAAACCGUCCUAAUUAUUGAUGCCUUAAAAGGUCCAAUGCAGCAGUUCUCAAUAGAUUAAGAUCAUUCUGCGUAACAAUUAAGUACCUUACUGUGAUUGUUUUAAAUUAAAAUGGUAAAAAAAGAAAAAAAAGAGCAAAGAGCAAUUUCUCAAGCAAGAAUUUUGGUAGGACUUUCUGGUAGUGGUUUGAGUGGGAAGGAGAAAACUAGUUAUUGGCAGAGGUUUGGAACUAAUUUACCGCAUGGUGAUGUCACCAUGGAAGGCCAGAACUCCCUCCCACCAACACAGGCAUUCUUUUCAAACAGCUCCUACACUAAAAGGGCAUUACCAUUAUUUUCACAAUUUUACAGCAUUAUUCCAACCUCGGUGUGGAAAUAUAUAUGAAACAUAGGAAAAUCAAGUUUGAUUGCACUGGGCCUUUAAAUUAUUUAAGUGAAAAUGCCUUACACUGCCAUCUCACUCAUUCAUCCAUAUUCGUUUUUCUGUGACUGUAGUGAGUUUACUUGUUUUUUCAUGUUCUGCUGCUUUUUGGGUCACAUUUUUCAACACCAAAGUAUGGAGUCAAACUGACAGUUUAGUCUGUCGGCUAUAAUCUGUUCUGCCAAAAGUUAAAUAAAACUUUUCAAUGCUCAGAGA
Molecule: messenger RNA, 1814 nt
Organism: Coregonus clupeaformis (lake whitefish)
Lineage: Eukaryota; Metazoa; Chordata; Actinopteri; Salmoniformes; Salmonidae
Product: thioredoxin-related transmembrane protein 2-B
Exons: 8
Coding region: 61-972 (303 amino acids)
Biological process (GO): brain development
Cellular component (GO): membrane-bounded organelle
Molecular function (GO): disulfide oxidoreductase activity
Source: RefSeq, a predicted model, not a curated record